CAGUCGCCGCCGUUCUGCUUCCGGGUCGGCAGCGCUCCCCUCCGCCGUCCCUUGCGAACGGCCCGCUGUGCCGUGGGUCCCGGCGUGGUGCUGGUGUGGUCCUGGUGGUCCCCGGUGCCGCUCAGCGCCCUGCUCUGCCCGCAGCACCCACCAUGAGGCUGUACAGCCUGAGUGUGCUAUACAAGGGCGAGACCCGCGUGCAGCUGCUGAAGGCCGCCUCCGACGUCUCCACCUUCAACUUCUUCCAGCGGUCCAGCGUGCAGGAAUUCAUGACCUUCACCAGCCAGCUGAUCGUGGAGCGCUCGGAGCUGGGCAGCAGGGCCUCGGUCAAGGAGCAAGACUACCUGUGCCACGUGUACGUGCGCAGUGACGGGCUGGCCGGCGUGGUGAUCGCCGACAACGAAUACCCGUCACGGGUGUGCUUCACUUUGCUGGACAAGGUCCUGGAGGAGUUCUCCAGGCAGGUGAGCAGGGCAGACUGGCCCUCGGGGUCUCCUGCCACCAUCAGCUACGCAGCUCUGGACGGAUACCUCAGCAAAUACCAGAACCCCCGCGAUGCCGACCCGAUGACCAGAGUGCAGGCGGAGCUGGACGAGACCAAAAUCAUCCUGCACAACACUAUGGAGUCGCUGCUGGAGCGAGGGGAGAAGCUGGAUGAUCUGGUGUCCAAAUCAGAGGUGCUUGGGGUGCAGUCCAAAGCCUUCUACAAAACUGCCCGAAAGCAGAACUCGUGCUGUGAGAUUAUGUGACCCGGAGCCAGGGGUCUCCUGCUCCGGCCCACCGGGGCCUUCGCUCCCGUUCAGAUGUCGGCCGCUCCCAGGACUGAAAGCAGAACCCCGUGGGCUCCUGGGCCGUGCUGCAGCCUUACCCAAAAACUGGGCUCCGGGGGAGCAGCGGGAGCGCGCCGUGCCCUGCCAUGACGCCUGUCACACCAGCGAGUGCCUCGGCCGUGGGGAUGGGGGGAGAGGAGCUGGGCCCCCCUGCAGGGCCUGGGGCCGUGCGGGGAGCGGGGGGGGCUUUUAUGGGGCUGCUGCAGGGGGUGGGUGGGGAGGGAAGGGAAGGGAAGGGAGAUGGCUCGCUCUGGUCUGCGGCGGCUCAGUGCUGCGUUCUGUCCCCUUCCUCCGGCAGAACCAGGGGCUGUGGGCGGCACCGCGCGGGACCCCAUCCCCUGCAACAGUGGUGCUGCUGGGGGCUGUCACCUUCGGGAUGGCUCCGAGCCCCCAUUUACUGCCCGUCCUCUGGGGACAGGUUCGGGGCGUGGGGAACUGGCGGGGACGGGCACGGGGCUCCCCACUCCCUGCCCCACGGCAGCCGGGGGGGGUCUCGGCCUCUAGCCCCCCUCCUGGGGAAGGGCCAAGCUUUCGCUCGGGGCUGUAGUGUGAUCGGUGUUGCCUGUUGUUUCCGUGCUGCCGCCCGCGGCCGAUAAAGUUGUCUUUGGCGGUUGUA
This is a messenger RNA of Gallus gallus (chicken), 1446 nucleotides long. RefSeq names its product YKT6 v-SNARE homolog (S. cerevisiae) (gene YKT6). The transcript is spliced from 8 exons. Gene Ontology annotation, cellular component: Golgi apparatus. The coding region runs from base 153 to 749 and encodes 198 amino acids. Lineage: Eukaryota; Metazoa; Chordata; Aves; Galliformes; Phasianidae. Gene Ontology annotation, molecular function: SNAP receptor activity. The record is from RefSeq and is a predicted model, not a curated record. Gene Ontology annotation, biological process: endoplasmic reticulum to Golgi vesicle-mediated transport.